This is a messenger RNA of Metarhizium acridum CQMa 102, 525 nucleotides long. RefSeq lists its product as uncharacterized. The record is from RefSeq and is a predicted model, not a curated record. NCBI's taxonomy places the organism in Eukaryota, Fungi, Ascomycota, Sordariomycetes, Hypocreales, Clavicipitaceae.
AUGAAGUUCACUUACGCGUCCCUCCUCUGCGCGGUGGUUUCGGCUGCCCCCAUCGCUGACGUAAAGCGUGGGAUGAGUGGCGCGGCCGUCGAUGGCUUGAACAAGGCCCUCAAAACCACAAUUGACUCCGUCAAGAACGGUCUCGGUGGUGUCGGCGGUGUCGGUGGCCUCGGCGGCCUCGGCGGCCUUGGGGCAGCGAAGCGCGACGAGAAGCCAGAGGCACGCCAGGCGGAACAUGUCACCGUCCGUCUUGACCAGCCUGCCGCCGAUGUCAGCGUCGGCGACGUGAGCGGACAGGUCGACAAGCGCCAAGACGGCCCGUCCAAGCUUACGGCCCUUGCUCAGACGGUGUCGCAUGCCGUGUUUGGCCCCAAGGGCGUGGGCCUCGGAGGUGGCGUCGGACUGAAGCGCGAUGGAAAGCAAGAGCUCAGCAAGCGUCAGCUGAAUAUUCCCAAGAACGUUGUGAGCGAUGUGACUAGCGGCAAGCUGAUGGAGGACCUGCAUAACCUGCACAUCAUGGGCUAG